Molecule: messenger RNA, 9174 nt
Organism: Podarcis lilfordi (Lilford's wall lizard)
Lineage: Eukaryota; Metazoa; Chordata; Lepidosauria; Squamata; Lacertidae
Source: the annotation of a GenBank genome assembly
CAACAGCGUUCGCUGUGGAGGGUUCCGGGAAGGAAGGGCGACGUCCUACCCUACCAGCCAUGGCAUCCCCCGGCCACCGCGACGCCCCGGAGCUGCCGGACUUCGGUCUUCUGAAGCGCCUCGCGCGGGACCAGCUGGUCUACUUGCUGGAGCAGGUGGGAUGGGCGGGUACUGGGGCGAAAGCGAAAGCUGCUCCCCAUGGCCCUUGCCUGGCAAUGACGCUUCGCCUCUUUCUCCCUCACCCUGCAGCUCCCCGGCAAGAAAGAUCUGUUCAUCGAGGCCGACCUGAUGAGCCCGCUCGACCGCAUCGCCAACGUCUCCAUCCUUAAGGUGCGCGAGGAGCUCCCCGCUCGCUCCCUCUUCCUGUUCCUUCAGGCAGGCAGAAAUUCGGCAGGUGCAGCUUCUCACUCCCGCCCCCGUUUAGGGGUGUAGUACGGACAGAGGUGGGGAGGCUUCCCAUGUUGUGACUGCCCGGGCUUUAAGGCAGCUGCUGAAGGCACAAAAGCUCACCUAGGAGAAAAGGGCAAGGGGCGGGGAGGCUGACGUGAGGAUGCUGGGAUGAGGAAUUGAACUUGGAGGAUCCCACUUGAGCUGUGCCUACUCACAACUUCUGUCCAAUUUCGUUGCUGCAUAAAUCAGAGGAAAUGGGGAAAGAGGAAAAGGGAGUCAUCCCCACCACCACCCUCAAGAAGCAGGGGUGCUGUGCAGGAUGUGGAGCUGAUCACUCUCUGCUUCCAUCUCUCUUUGCAGCAACAUGAAGUGGACAAACUUUACAAAGUGGAGAAUAAACCAGCCCACAGUACCAGUGAUCAGUAAGUGUGUGGCAGGAGGCCUGCCCUGUUUGGCCAGGGCUGACUGAGUCUGCUGCAUGGGGUUGCCUGCCUGUCUCUUUUCUGCUUGCCAGGGAAAGGCGGUGCUUCUCCAUCCCUGAGCCAUGGGACAAAAGCAGACAGAGCAGAGCUGUUUCCGAUACUACUCCUUUCACGUUGUCUGUUUUGUUUCUUUCUCCCAAGAUUGUGCUUUUUGGUGCGGCCACGGAUCAGGAACAUGAAGUACGUGGCAGGUAAGUUGGUGGUUUGCAUGUGCUGGCCUGAGGGAGGAGCAGUAAUGGCAGUUGUCAGUGGUAGAUCUGAUUUACAUGCCAAAAGUUCCAGGUUCAAUCUCCAGGUAGAGCUGGGAAUGUCUCCCUGCCUCACACCUUGGAGAACUCCUGCCAGUCAGUGUAGAAAAUACUGAACUAAAUGGACCAAGGGUCUGACUCAGUAUAAGGCUGCUUCCUAGCUCCCAGGCUUAGCAGGAGGUCCCAGUAUGGACACUCUGUACUGAGCACCUCUGAAAGGGAUAUGAACUGUGUAGUGGUCUGAUUGUAGCAGUGCCCUGAGGAAUUAUGGAAGAAGAGUAACAUGACUAGGUCAGAGCAGAAGUCUCAUCUACCCUGCCUAUGGUAAUGUUUCAGGCUGCUACCAGAAUUCAGGGGGAUGCUGGGUAAUUGGGGAGUGGGUUUCAGCUUGUCUCUUCUCCUGGUUCUUGGCAGUCUGCCUACCUGCAUCUAUCUCAACAGGUAUUUCUACCACACACCCCAAGCUUGAAGAGUAUGGGACUAAGGGGUCUUUGGCAAGUUCCUGGGGUGUUCUGUAUUAUUACAAUCUGUUGCAAAGCUGCCUUGAGAUUAAAUUAAAAAUAUUCUAAAUAAAAAAAUGUGGACAGCCUUUUGUUUGAUUGCCUGGAAAGGGCUUGGCCAGCCUCGCCUGCUCCUUGACUCAUAUUUUUUUUCCUAGACAUAGUAAACGCCGAUAAGGCAGCUGGCCGGACCCGCAAGUACAAGAUUAUCUUCAGUCCUCAGAAGGCGAGUCUCUUGUAGCCGGGAGUUUUGGGGUCGGGUUUCUUGGGACUUACCUUCCAAGUAGUCCAGGGGUAGCUCAGCAAUGAUGUGAUGUGUGGACCUUCUGAAGUGCUGCUGGCUGGCUGGUCCCUCUGGCUGGGUGGUAUUUCCCAGUCUGGGCUGUGGCUGCUGCCUGGGCUGCCCAGCUCUAAGAUGCAUUGAUUUGUGGGCAAUACUGAGCUAGAUGAACCAAUGUUCUGAUUUGUUAUAAGGCAGCUUCCUGUGUAGUCUGGGCAGUGGGUGUAGAAUUAGGGGGGUCUCUUUUAUCUCCCAAGCCCCCAGACGUUUGGUUGAGCUUAACAUGUUUCAAUUUAGCCACCACCAAUUUCACUCUCUGCAACAGUUUAGAAGCUAAAAUUGGUUGUGCCUGUAAAACACCCUCCUCUGCCCUUGGAGGAGUCUCUUCAAUUUUUCUCAGUAGAAGGGGGUUCUAGGGACACUUAGACUGCUUGUUCCCAAGGCUGCCUGGAGCUGAUUGUCUUCUCCAACCCUUUCCAGUUCUACACAUGUGAGAUGGUGCUGGAAGAAGAGGGGAUCUAUGGGGGUGAGUUUCAGAGACGGAGAACAGAGAUUUUGCUUGGCAGAACAUCAGGAUCAAAGUCAGCGGGUGGGGAGGGGGCUGUACUUGAGGAAAGCAGCAGUUCAGCUGGUGAUUGGCUCCCCGGCAUCCCCUUCCCCAAGCUCAGAAACUUUGAGCAACGCUGUCCUGUUCAUGCUUACUCAAAAGUAAGACGCACUGUGUUUCAUAAGGCUAACUUCCAGUUAAAUGGCAUAAGAUUGCAGUCUGAAUAUGCCAGUGUUCAUUGUUCCGUGUAUGGGAUUGAUCUGUGUUGUAUUAAUUUGUGGUUAGUUUUUCAUCUUUUAAGGUAUUUUGAUCAUGUUUUAAGAUGAUUGUUCACUAUGCUGGGCAACACCAGGAGGAAGGGUUGGGUAUAAGAAGAAUGAAUGAAUAAGUAAUAUUGCUAUGUUUAAAAUAAAAUUAAAAAAACACCUCUGACCAGUCACCUGAGUUACUCCAAGCAGCUAAUUUAAGGCAGUGGAGAGGUUGUAUCAUGGGUCAAAGGCAAAAUCCCCCUUGUGUUGUCCUGGUUCCUUGGCAGACGUGACCUGGGAUGAGUGGUCCUUCUACUUACUCCCUUUGGACGAUGACAUCAUCAGCAUGGAGCUCCCGGAAUUCUUCCGUGACUAUUUCCUGGUCAGUAUUGACUCCUGCAAUGUCCUUAUCUAUUCACACUGCCCUCCUCCCCCUUGUUUGCCUCAGUGUCACACAGCAAGUACCAGCUCAAGAAUUUUAGGCACACCUUCAAUUUCCACCCUCUUGUGUCAAUCACAGCUUCCUUCUCUUGUGCCCCAGUAGGAAGGAGACCAGCGCUGGAUCAGCACCGUGGCCCAGGCCUUGCAACUGAUGAACUCUCUCUAUGGACCAUUCAGCAGGACCUACGGAAUUGGCCGGUGUGCUAAGGUGGGGCCUUGUUGGUACAGGAGGAUCAGCUGAAAGAAUGUGAGAGGGGCCUGGUCCAGAGAGCAGAAUGUCUCUGGGUAGGAUGGGGUGGGCAUGUAUUGAGUAUAUAGCAGAAAGAGCUCUGAAUACAGAUGUUUCCAAGAGCUUUCCUCCACAUUGGUGAGACCUUAGAAUCAUAUCAUAGUGGGUAGCAAAGUUAGUGCAAGACAAGCAAGCAGCUGGAUUCUGUCAAGUCACUUAAACGGGGCUGUUGGGGUCAGAGGCAGGAUUCCUGCCUCCUUGAUGGGGGCCCCUCCCAGCUACACUGGUUGGGCUGACGGGCAGGUCUGAUCUUCUCCCAGAUGGUCCAUGAACUCUGGCGCGAAGUGGUGGAGGAAAGCGACGUUGACAGUGUGGGCCGGAAGCCAGAGAUUGGUCAUGUAUUCCUUGUGGACAGAGGUAAGGGCAUGAGAAGUAGGUUCUGUUAGACGGGCAGAUGGGGCCUGGUGUCAUGCCUGGAGUCUUGGCCCAAGGUCGUGACUGGAAGUUUCUGAAAGAGCCUAAGCAUUCAUCUGUGUAAUUCAAGCAAGUACAGCUAUUUUUGCUAAGCUGAGAUGCACGAAAUGCUGUAAAACAAAACAGAUCUCCUGGACGUGGGACCCUGUCUUCAGUGAAUUCAGAUCUUUGGUCCACCUAGCUCUAGGGGCAGCUAUUCAGGAUUUCAGGCAGAGUCUCUCUCCCAGCUCUUGCCUGGAGAUGCCAUUGAACCUGAGACCCUCUGCAUGCAAGGCAGUUUCUCUGCCUAGGAUGGCUCUUCCCUCUUAUGGGUGUGGGUGGGGAAGAAGCCCAGGGUGUACACCCCCUCUCCUCCCAGGAGGUGUCCCCUUCUGUUCUGAUACUCUUUUCUGCCACCUGCCCAUCUCACCCCUCUCCUGGCUCUCUUUUCAGACGUGGAUUAUGUCACAGCCCUUUGUUCCCAGGUUGUGUACGAAGGCCUGGUGGACGAUACCUUCCGCAUCAAGUGUGGUAAGUUUCCAUUCCUGGGGGGGCUGCUUCCCCACCUGCUACCUCUCCAAAGGUCAGGAGGGCCUGCCUGCCUCCCAGAACAGUCAUUGAUCAGCUGACAUUUGGGGGCAGAGGCUGCUCGCAGGCCAGAUGUCCUGUCAAGCGAGCACCCUGGUGAAUUCACUUUCUGCAGGGAGCGUUGACUUUGGCCCAGAUGUCACCUCCUCCGAUCGGAGCAUCAAAGUCCUGCUAAAUGCUCAGGACAAGGUGAGUGUCUGCCUUCCCUUCUCCUCCUGAAGGCAGGCUUGGUCAGGGAAUUUAAGGCCUCUCGAUAGCUGCAGAAGGUGCUGCCCUGUUGUGGGGGCAAGUGGUGGGAGCACUAGUGCUGUGUGCUGAGGGUUGGCCUAAAUGGGGGUGGGGGGAGCUAGGUGCUGUCUGGCCACCCUACUUGCCUCUCUCUGCAGGUCUUCAGUCAGAUCCGCAAUGAGCACUUCUCCAGCGUCUUCGGUUUCCUGAGCCAGAAGGCCCGGAACCUGCAGGCGCAGUAUGACGUGAGUGGGAUAAGCGGAGAGGGGCAGUGGGGGGCGGGUAGGAUUCCUGGAUGCCUCAGGAUGCAAGAAGUGUUCUCCCUUUGCAGCGACGGCGAGGGAUGGACAUCAAGCAGAUGAAGAACUUUGUCUCCCAGGAGCUGAAAGGCUUGAAGCAAGAGCAUCGCCUGUUGAGUCUCCGUAGGUCUCCUCCUCUCCCUCCUGGGGCAACAACAUCAAAUGGGGGAGGAGCAGCUAGGAGCAGCAGAGUGUCAUCACUGACCUGGCCCGGUGGCCUCGUUCUGGGGUGGGGAACCUGUAGCCCAUGAGCCACAUGCUGCCUUUUGCCCAUGGAGAGCAGAAGAACAAUGGGAAUGAAGUGGCAAAAGGAGAGAGGGUGGGAAGAGUGCUGUGCACCCCUGCAGUGCUGUAAACUCCAUCCCCUGUCAGCAACAGCUUGUGAUUUAUCUUUUCCUCUGGGUCAGUGCCUCCCUUGAUUAGUGCUGCCCUAGUUCAAGAGUCUUCCUUGUGCCUGCAGAUAUUGGAGCAUGCGAAUCCAUCAUGAAGAAAAAAACCAAGCAAGAUUUCCAGGAGCUGCUGAAGACAGAGCAUGGUGAGAUUCUGACCUUUCCCCACUCGAUCUAGCUUCCUGAGCCACAUUUUCAGGCAUGUAAAAAUCCAGGUGCUCAGUAGAUGUUGAUGCCUCUGACAAAUGGCAUCUGGAUCACUGAAGAAGCCAGGAAGCUGGUUUUACAUCUUUUCGGGCUUCUAGAAUAUCUCACUGCCUCCUGAGUUUUGGGAAAAAAACCAAAAGCCCUCAGUGCCUUUGAUGUUCUUGUUGCUAUUUCUCUCCCCUCAACUGAAAUUCCAUGCUUGCUACACCCAAUAUUUGGACCACUAAACAUUCAAGAAUUUACUUAUUGCAGUUGAAGACCUAUAGCAGUUGAACUUGAUGAUAAUAGUCAGGUGCUGAAUUUGGGGAGUUAGACUGGAAGACAAGAGAGAGACACAAUGGGGUGAUCAGGGGGGAGAACCCCCAUGCUUUCCAAUCUCAGGGCUCCUUUCUGUUUCAAAACCGGUACAGUUAAGAGAGUUCCUCAGCCUCAACUGAUGGAUUCUUAUGGAACAGUUUGUGCUUUCUAACCCAGAAGUUUACAAGCGUCUCUGAGCAUGGCUGUUGCAAGAUAUGCUGCUGAGAAACAAAGGGAUUUUUUUGAGGGGAGGGGGAGCAUACUGAAACUCUCUAGUAAAGUUAGAAAGAAUGGGCUGAUUCUUCUCUCCCUGCCUCCCACCCCACUUGCCUUUGCAGCCCUCCUGGAAGGGUUUGACCUCCGCGACAGCAUCAGCUUCAUUGAAGAGCACAUUGACCGACAGGUAAGGGAGAGGCCCGGGGUGGGGAGAAAAUGCAAGCACUGACCUCAGUUGGUGUCUCGGUUCACCAGACCAUGUAAUCAGAAGCAGAAAUCCACUCCCCUAAAAAGAAGGGUUUCAGUUCAUUGUUAUUCAGUAACAUAGUCCCCACUAGUACAUGGUUAGCUUUUCAGAAGAUAUAAUUGUAUAAAAAGUUACAAUUUCUCUCUCCCUCCUUGCAGGUCUCCCCCCUUGAGAGUCUGCGCAUGCUGUGCCUGCUGUCCAUCACGGAGAACGGUGGGUGCUCUGCUGCAGGAGGAGGGGAGCCAUGGAAGCGUGCAGGGGUGUGCUGCAGUGCAUUCACAUCUCCUUUCUUCUGGUUGCUCCAGGGUUCGCCCCCAAGGACUAUCGCUCCCUGAAAACCCAGUACCUCCAGGUGAGGCGGGAAGGAAGCAGCCCUCCUUUGGGCAGGAGGAGAGGGAAAUUGGCUUUCCUGAGCCUCUGUAGCUGUGCAGUUCCUCCUGGCUGGUGUUGGUCCUACUGGCCUCAUGGUCCCUUUUGUUGUGAUCCCCUGCAGUCCUCCUCUUCUUGGGACAGAGCAUCCUCAGCAAUGCCUCUGCCCUGAUGCUCAUCUCCCCCCACCCUUCCCUUCUAGAGCUAUGGACCAGAGCAUUUGCUGACCUUCCAUAACCUGAAGCACCUGGGGCUCCUGACAGAGCAGGUGCCAGGGGAGACGCUGACAGCCGUGGAGAACAAAGUCAGCAAGCUGGUGACAGACAGAGCGGCAGGUACAGCAUCCUGCAGCAGCAGUUUCCCUUUGGAGCCUCUGUGUGUCCUGUGGAGGGGCAUCCUGAUGAGCCAGGAAGGAGCAGCUCCUCAGCAGAGCAGACAAGAGCUCAGUGCUCCUUGAAAUCUUGUUGGCCCCAAUGACCAGCUUCCUUUUGCCCUCCUCUUCCAGGGAAGCUCUCGGAUGCCUUCAACUCACUAGCCAGGAAGAGCAAUUUCCGAGGCAUCAGCAAGAAGCUGGGACUAGUGAGUGCUAUGCGGGGGGUGGAGCCGUGAGGUUGGUGUGGGGCAGCAGGCAUCCUGAUAAGACAAAUCUCUCCCCCUGUUCCAGAUCCCCCGUGUGGAUGGCGAGUACAACCUGAAAGUGCCCCGGGACAUGGCGUACGUCUUCAGCGGUGCCUACAUCCCCCUGAGCUGCAAGUUGAUAGAGCAGGUGCAAACCAGAUCUCCCCUCUUCCCUUGUGGCCCUGGCCAGCCUCCCAAGAGAGGCCCCAGUGCCCAUGUCCCUUAUUGUGGCUUCUGCUAACUCUGCUGCCAUCUUGGCUGCCUCAUGCAGGUGCUGGAGCGCAAGAGCUGGCUGGGCCUGGAGGAGGUGGUGCGGCUCCUCGGGGGAAAUGAAUUUUCUGUGGCAGGUCAGUGGCUGGGAGCAAAGAGUGGGCAGCACCAACAUGGGGGAUUCUCUUGUUCUCAUUUCACCCACGUGUGAUAACAUACAUCCUCUGGGCAUGGAGUGGUGUGGGGAUUUGCCAUAGCCUGAGCAGUACAGAAAACUGUGUACGUUCCCUCUGUUGUAUCUCUGGAGUGGUGGAUAGAUAGUAUAUUCAUUAUUCUUUAAAAAUGCAGCAUGCCUUCUUGACUUUUUGAAAAAACUAACCAAGGUGGUUAAUACAUUUUUGUAAAACACGACAUUAUCAAGCACCAGAGCUUGAAGUGAGGAAGGUGCUUCAUACCAUCUAGGACACUGACUGAGAGCAGCUCUCUGGGGAUUGAGGCAGAGUCCCCCCCCCCCCAGCCCUCCCUGAUAUAUAACACUAACACACACAAAUACACCUGCUUCAGUUGUGUGUUCAUGCCUGCCUAGAGCUUAAGCAUUUCCUUGGAAUUAAACCAAGGGAGACCAGCUGCAUCCUCCUCUGUUCUCCUUGCAGAUACCACUGUGGAGGAGAAUCCUGCCUGGGACUCCCAGCGCAUCGUUCUGGCCAUCUUCUUAGGUGGCUGCACCUUCUCUGAGAUCUCAGCUCUUCGCUUCCUUGGCAGAGAAAGAGGUAAAAGCAAUCCUUGAGCCAGAGGCAGCAGCGGCUUGGGAACUGGCAGUGGGCCUGCCCUAGUUUAUGAUCCCAGACAACUGUUUGUUUGGCAUAAUACAUCUUUUUAAAAACUAUUUUAAAUGUAAGAGGAAAUCAAAGAUCUAGCCCUUACGAAGUUUGAAAAAGGGAUUAGAAGCUGGAGAGGCCUCUGUGUAUAGCUCCUUGUAAUACAUUGCUUAAUAAAUUAUGCAGAUAAGCAAACACAUGCAAGCUUCCUAAAUUAACAUAUUUUCAAGGCUUUGAAUUUAGCUAUUUUUGCCUCUCUUAGAGCAAGCCAGUGGAGGCUUUUGUUCUCACCAGACUCCAGGCAGCCUGUGUUUGCCUUUUGCAAUUUCACUCUCUGGCUCCCCUUUUUGCAGGGAUCAGGUUCAUCUUCCUGACGACAGCCAUCACCAACAGUGCCCGGCUGCUGGAAUCAAUGAUAGAGACAAGGGCAUGAGAGCUUCUGCAGCAAGGCAUGGGCGAUGAGCAUACUUCAAGCAGCUGUAGCAGCCCUUGGAUAUUGCAGCAAUGCUACCUGGAAAGUCUCCCCACUGCUUCCUGUAGGCCGGCAGCUGGAGACUUGUUUCUCUACCCAGCAAGAAAUCUGGGCUUGGACGUCUCUUCCUUCUUGCUCAGCCCACCCAUGGCAGGCAACGGGCUGUUCUUUCAGGAGCUUGACUCUCCACUGCUUUGAACUUUGGGCUGCCUCCUGUCCAGUGAGAGGCCUUUCCUUCACCCACCCUGGAGACACUUGGCCUUCCACUGCCCCCUUCCACUGUGACUCCUCCUGGCCUGCCAUAGCACUGGGAGUAUGCAGGGAGAGGUGGUCACCUGCAAAUGUGACUCCUCCUGCCAGUUCGAGCAGUGCAAUAAAGAUGUGUCUGGUAACUGGUC